Molecule: messenger RNA, 1681 nt
Organism: Periophthalmus magnuspinnatus
Lineage: Eukaryota; Metazoa; Chordata; Actinopteri; Gobiiformes; Gobiidae
Gene: nudt9
Product: nudix (nucleoside diphosphate linked moiety X)-type motif 9
Exons: 8
Coding region: 75-1121 (348 amino acids)
Molecular function (GO): ADP-ribose diphosphatase activity
Source: RefSeq, a predicted model, not a curated record
CUGGUUGAAGUGCUCUCUGCUCUGCUGCUUCACUGUGGGCUGGGCAGAUUAUUGAUUCAUUUUUGGUCCCAGGAAUGAUCCACUCGUCACUGCGGCGGUACUGGAUCGGCCACAUUCGUCUAGCACUCACGCUUUUCGGACUGUCGCGUCAGAUUUGCACGCUGGGAAUUAGACCAUCAGCCGCCUCGUGCGCACUUAACAAUCAUUUCAGAGAUUAUCAGUUCUCUUCUACCCUGAGAUAUCACUAUUACAGCACUGGAGAACCAGUCAUGACAUCCUCAGGUGUGCUCCAUGUUAAAUCCAGAUGCCCCCAGUACCCAGGGUCCCAGGUAAAGCGAUGCCCUGUGCCAGAUGACAAGGUGGAGUGGAGUCAGAACUGGCCUGAGUACAGCCCUGUCAGUCACACCGAUCCAGCUGUCACCAAAAAGCCAAAAUGGGCAGACCCUGAAAUUGGUAAGUUUUCUGUAAAGUUCAAUGCCUUGGAUGGCGAAGUUGACCGCACAAGUUUUGAAGGCAACUACAGAGUGGAAAAUGGAAAGCCUCUAAACCCCAGGGGGCGCACAGGAGUAACAGGUAGAGGUCUGCUUGGACGUUGGGGGCCAAAUCACGCGGCGGACCCCAUCGUCACUAGAUGGAAAAUGGAUAAAAAAGGAGCCAAGAUGCCACAUGCAGUUUCUAAACGUCCCAUUCUGCAGUUUGUGUCAAUUAAGAGGAAGGACUGUGGAGAGUGGGCCAUACCUGGGGGUAUGGUAGACCCAGGGGAACAAAUUUCCCUCACACUGCAGCGGGAAUUCUCAGAAGAAGCUUUAAACUCCCUUGCAAUGUCGGCAUCGGACAAGACGAAACUGCAUGCGCGUAUAACCAAUCUCUUUAAGUCACCUGGGAUUGAGGUGUAUAAAGGGUAUGUAGAUGAUCCAAGAAACACUGACAAUGCUUGGAUGGAAACGGUGGCGGUCAACUUUCAUGAUGAGUCAGGUGAUAGUGUGAGUGAGCUGCCACUGCAGGCGGGGGAUGAUGCCGGACAAGUGCAGUGGGUGGAUGUUGACUCGUCCUUCCCACUCUAUGCCAGCCAUUCUUCUUUCCUGGAGCGAGUGGCCAAAGAGAGGAGUGCUCACUGGUAGCUGAUUUAGUUGAAUUUAAAUUUAACCAAAAUAAUGUGUUGAAAUCAUGUAAGUAUUCAUCUCUUAAUGAAGUUUCAUUAAUUCAAGUUACAAUUACAAGUUCAUUUGCACUGACUAAAUGAACUUGACUUGGUGGCUGCUAAACCACAUUUCAGUAUGGAAGAACUGUUUAUUUGUUUUUUGUUUUUUUUUGUUUUUUACCAAGCAUGCAAUUUAUUUUCUAAUUUGUUAAAUUAGGAUUUUUUUUUUUUCAUUUACAUUUACCAGUGCAUUAUACAAGUGCUGAUCGUAAAUAAUUUGCUCUGAUGCAGCUAUAGCCUAUCAAUCACAAUGUAUAAUAUUCAGAAGAAGACCUAACUGUCAUACUGUGUAUGAUUAUCAGUCAAAUUGCAAGCUUUAUUGAGCACUUAAGCUAUAUUUUAUUUCACAUCUCUGUACAUCCGCCGCUCUGAUGCAUGUCAUGAAUCCAGCCAAAAAAUGUUUUGCACUGAAUGUAUAGCAUAAAUAUCUUGCCAUAUACCUCUGAUUUUGAAUCUGAAAUAAAUGUUUGUCUAAAUUUG